AUGGAACAAGGAUGGAUUGAGGAAAGAUUAACAUUUUUCUUGGAUUGGUAUGACCCAGAGAGACAAACAUGGCACAAGGAUUUAGAGUUUGGCGUGACCUUUUCGACCGCAAUAGUUGUCGAGUUGGUGAUAUUUGAUAGGUGUGUAUGGCAACCAUUGUAUUAUUGCCCGCCCCCGCCACAAAUAAAAUCCACUAAAAAAAGAUUUCAAUCAAAUGACGUCGGUCAUUGGUUGACCUUCUGUUGUAAAAAUAGUGUGGUGCUGUCUGAAAAGCAAUUUGUUUGGUUUUUGAUCGAUUUUCGUCAUAUGCAAUUCUUUCGAAAAUAA
This is a messenger RNA of Heterostelium album PN500, 327 nucleotides long. RefSeq lists its product as uncharacterized. Lineage: Eukaryota; Evosea; Eumycetozoa; Acytosteliales; Acytosteliaceae. The record is from RefSeq and is a predicted model, not a curated record. The transcript is spliced from 4 exons. The coding region runs from base 1 to 327 and encodes 108 amino acids.